UUGACCUUCACUCCAGCAGCAGCUUUCUCCGUUGUGGACAUCGCCAGUCCCCCAGGAGCAGACGGCAGAGUGACAGAGCGCGACGGAGACGUCAAACAGUCACGACUCACGAGUGGAAAGGCCGACGGAAGCUUUUCCCAAGCUCCGCGACUUGACGAGCUGCAACGGAUUGACGUCCUACUGCUUGCUCAGAGCGACGCGAGCUUCAGACUUCUGAGCCUGAAAUCUUGA
Linum tenue is the source of this 231-nucleotide messenger RNA. Lineage: Eukaryota; Viridiplantae; Streptophyta; Magnoliopsida; Malpighiales; Linaceae. The record is from the annotation of a GenBank genome assembly.